Penicillium salamii is the source of this 960-nucleotide messenger RNA. Lineage: Eukaryota; Fungi; Ascomycota; Eurotiomycetes; Eurotiales; Aspergillaceae. The record is from the annotation of a GenBank genome assembly.
AUGAGCCAGACAUAUCGAAGGGACUUAUUAGCUGACUUGAACCAGGGACUGCCCAAGUCUGGUACCCCGCCGGCAUUCCGUUCUCGCCGUGGGAUGCCCCAGAAGCGCAAGAUCCGAGACGUCAAGAAAGUUGUGGCAGUAUCAUCGGCGAAGGGUGGAGUAGGAAAGUCAACAAUAGCAGUCAAUCUCGCACUCUCAUUUGCACGCCGUGGCAUCAAGACAGGCAUUUUGGACACUGACAUCUUUGGCCCUUCGAUUCCAACUUUGCUCAACCUCUCCGGGGAACCCCGUCUAGACGAAAAUAACUGUCUUGUACCCCUCACAAACUAUGGACUGAAGUCCAUGUCCAUGGGCUACCUUCUCCCCCAAACCCAAUCAGAUAGCACCACAGGCGAAGUCCCCAUGGACUCAACACCAAUCUCCUGGCGAGGACUCAUGGUAACAAAAGCCAUGCAACAAUUGCUCCACUCAGUCUCAUGGGGUCCACUCGACAUCCUAAUCCUCGAUCUGCCACCAGGCACAGGAGACGUUCAAUUAACCAUUAACCAAGAAGUCAUCAUCGACGGCGCGGUGAUUGUCUCAACGCCCCAGGACAUCGCCCUUCGUGACGCAGUCCGCGGAAUCGGCAUGUUCCAGCGCAUGGAAGUCCCUGUGCUCGGAAUGGUCCGCAACAUGGCCUUCUUUGCUUGUCCACAGUGCGGACACCAGACUCGCAUCUUUUCUCAUGGUGAUAGCCACCACCAUGAGCAUGGCGACAACCAUGGAGUCGUGGCCGAAUGUAAACGUCUUGGCGUCGACUUCUUGGGAGAUAUCCCUCUCGAUGCUCGCGUGUGCGAAGACGCAGAUAGGGGCAUGCCGACCGUUGUCGCGGAAGAGAGCGUCGAACGCAGUGCUCGACGUGAAGCUUUCCUGGGUGUCGCUGAGCAGGUGGCCAAGAAGAUCGGUCUGGAUUGGCGUUGA